AUAUAUAUAUAUAUAUAUCUCUUGUCUGAUCAUGAGGAGAUGGCAGCCAACAUAGUGGGGAGCAAAUGAGAUAUUUUUAUAUGACAGUGGGACCCACCUGUACCAAAGUCAUUACAAAUGACUUAAUUCACAUAUCAGACUCUCAUUUUCUCUCUUCUCAAUUACGUUCUCUCGCUCUAUCCUCUCAGUUCCCUUUUUAUUUUCUUUUACCAUCAUUUACAAGCUUGGUUUCUUCUCAUUAAUUGGAAUACUUGGAAGCCGUUUGAGGCUCUUCGAAGAGCACGACGAGGUCUACGCGGUUGUACCAUCAAUUUCAGCUUUUGGUCUCCCCUUGGCCUUCGAAUUUAGAGACCCAUUUUAAGGGUUUUGUACAAUCUUGAGGUCAUGGCAAAGAAACGGCGGAUGACAAUCCUCCGCAAACUUGAAAGUUAUUAGAAGGUUGUUUGCUAUUUUGUAUUUUGACCAUUCUAUGUAUAUUCAUAGUUGUGGAAAUGUAACUAAGUUAGUAUUCAUGGCCUUGUAAUUUAAGAACGAACUUAUCUUUUGUUUAAUGUAAAUGAAACUAAUGGAAUCAUGGUAUAUAUUUCCAUGUAAUUGUAUCAUGUAACGUUGUAAGACAUGGACUUUAGAUCUUAACCAUAUAUUUUGGGACUGUAAUUAUGAUAAUUUGGAUUAAUUGGUGUGUGCAUGUUCUACUACGAGAGGAACUAUGUUGAGGUAUAAUGAAUGGGAUGCUGGAGUAUAUUUUUUUAUUUUGUGUAUUGGGACAGGUUGUUGAAGGACCACUUUUAGGGAAAGUCAUGCCGAAAUUUUUGUAUAAAUGGUUUUAGUUUAGGGUCGUUACAUAUGUGGUCAGAGGAAAAGAAGGUAUAUGCAAGAUUUUUACUUGCCAACUAUAUUUAUGUGCUUGCCUGGCUUUUGUAAAGUACUUAUUUAAUUUGUAAUACAUUUUCUAUCGUGUAUGGUUGUUUUUAGGCUCUUUUUUCUAGUUCAUUGAUUUGGUUGGAAUAUUGUUGAUUUUGUUUCACUGUUUAAAAGGAACAGAAAAUGGAUAAAUGGGUUUUUUCUGCAGUUGAAAUUUUCACUAAUUUUGAAGGAAUUUAGCUGGUUCUGUUUUACUACUUAAGAGGGAAAGGAAAAUGGUGAAAUUGAGAUCAAACUUUUAUGGCAAAAUUUGGUUACUACAUGAUAUAGAUGGACUCAGCGGAGACGGCCUUUUGCUACAGAGAGGAUCAGCUGUGUUCUCUUCCCCCAAAUGUUCCUCCGUGUUUCUCCCAAAUGCACAAAACAAACUUCAGAGAUGCAAAGAAGGGAAGGCAGUCUCAGCCUAAUUCAGAGAAGGUCAUUACAGAUUGUGGAACUUUCGAUGCCAAUUUCCUCACAUUAGGCCCUCCAGCAACUUCGUUGCAUUCGACACAAACUUCCUAUGAUGAACUUUCUGAAUUCAAUUUUCCUCCCUUUCAAGGAAGCAGAUAUGAUCUACAGGAGUGGUCAGGACAAGGUCGCUCAAGCCCGCAAAAACCAUUUUAUAGCUUUCUACCACUGAAGGAGCAAGUGGACAGCACAGAGACAACCUCAAACUUGGACAAUAGCAGAGGCGAGUCCGGAGAGGAUAGCGUUGAUCGCAAUCUGAAGAUGUCAGUGGGUAGCUCAGAUGGAGAACAAUAGUUCCGUUUAUCCAAGAAAACAAAUCAAGUGGGCAUUUCAUCUCCUAAUUCAUUCUCAAUAGUUUGAUAUGGUAAAGUCAGAUGUUUCUUUAAGUAUACCCCAUGUGACCACAAUAUGUUAGUUGUUUGUUCAAUUGUGCUCUGUAUGAAGUUUUUGUUCAGUUGUAUUUGUGCUUUACAAGAUAUGCACACAAUUUGGUAUAAAUUAUUAUAUA
Cornus florida is the source of this 1882-nucleotide messenger RNA. RefSeq lists its product as uncharacterized. The coding region runs from base 1195 to 1668 and encodes 157 amino acids. The transcript has 4 exons. Lineage: Eukaryota; Viridiplantae; Streptophyta; Magnoliopsida; Cornales; Cornaceae. The record is from RefSeq and is a predicted model, not a curated record.